UUGAAGCGUGAGGUUGUCGCCCUAAUGCGGUUUGAAGCGGUUGUUGUUGCGGACGCUGACGGCGGUUCGUUGGUGGCUGGUUUGCGGACGCUGACAGCGGUUCAUUGGGAUUGGGCCGCGAAUGUUGUUCUCAGAGAUGUCAAGGCAGAGAAGGAGGCAGAGGUUUUUGUGAAGGUCAAGCCCACCACAGAGGUUGACGGAAGGGAGGGAGAGGCCCAUCACUCUGCCGUUUGGGGAGCACUCGACGUCGAGCCACACAUUUACUUUUUCUAUAUCUGACUAUUGCAUCAUAAAUUUGAUCCAGAGGAGAGAUUCGGCAAAGUGAUGAUACAGGUGGGGUGCAUCGAGCCCGUCAUGGUCCUCCGUGUCGACAAGGAAAAGGGUUACAUCGAUCUCAGAGAGCGUAAGGUCUACGAAGAGGAUAUUCAGGCCUACGAGGAGAGAUACAACAAGAGCAAACUCGUCCACUCCAUCAUGCGCCAAAUUGCUGAAAUCCUCAACAUCGAUUUGGAGAACCCAGCAUGUUAUUCCUGGAAUCUCCUGUUGGAGUUGGCUUUUCAUACUUAUACAAGCGGUGACUAUGACCAAUUGGGAGAUGAUUUAACAGUUGAGCUUAUCACAAGGGUUGUUUGUCAACCAGCUAACUGGUGCCCAACUGCAAAUGUACACUAAAGGUCAUAGCUAGGACACCAGGGGUGGAUAUCGUGGAAGGGUCGUGGCUUUAGAUCAAAUGGACCAAUCCAAGAAGUUGCAUGAGGCAACUAGUUGUCUGGCAUGAAUGGUGCAGUUAACUUGAUUAGGGAAGCAAAGCCAAAGCCAUGUCUAAUUUUAUGUAUUUGUUUUGUUCAAUUUUCUUCAUUUUCCCCUUUCUUUUUCUCUGGGCCCGAAGAACUAUAGGGCAUUUUCUUCUUAUAGUUUUAUGUAGAUGUUUAGUUUUGAGACUUU
Molecule: messenger RNA, 945 nt
Organism: Vigna radiata var. radiata (mung bean)
Lineage: Eukaryota; Viridiplantae; Streptophyta; Magnoliopsida; Fabales; Fabaceae
Product: eukaryotic translation initiation factor 2 subunit alpha homolog
Exons: 4
Coding region: 325-672 (115 amino acids)
Cellular component (GO): eukaryotic 48S preinitiation complex; multi-eIF complex; eukaryotic translation initiation factor 2 complex
Molecular function (GO): ribosome binding; translation initiation factor activity; RNA binding
Source: RefSeq, a predicted model, not a curated record